Messenger RNA from Prunus armeniaca (apricot), 1605 nucleotides. The record is from the annotation of a GenBank genome assembly. NCBI's taxonomy places the organism in Eukaryota, Viridiplantae, Streptophyta, Magnoliopsida, Rosales, Rosaceae.
AUGGCCCGUGGGGCCAAUAUUCUACCUCCUAGUAUCUUGGGAUUUUUUUAUUUUUACAUUCCAAGCAUGCCAAGAGAAAAAGAUUCAGAUUCCAACUCCAAUUCUGAGUUAUUGGACCUGUUAGAUCCAUCGACAUCAGACAAAAUUGUCGGAAAAAUUUCUGUUUCAUGCUCUGUUGAGGAUCCAAUUGAAACAGAAAAGAGUUUUGCAAGGCGCAUCUUAUCUAUAGUGGAUUAUAAUGAAGAUGGAAAGCUUUCCUUCUCUGAAUUUUCUGACUUAAUUAAUGCUUUUGGGAAUCAAGCGGCAGCCAACAAGAAAGAGGAGAUGUUUAAAGCUGCUGACAAGAACGGGGAUGGUGUUGUUAGCAUGGAUGAGUUGGCUGCCCUUCUUGCCAUUCAACAAGAAAAGGAACCACUAAUGAAUUGCUGUCCUGUUUGUGGUGAGACUCUUGAAGUUUCUGAUAAGCUGAACUACAUGAUACAUUUGACCCUAUGUUUCGAUGAAGGAACUGGAAAACAGGUCAUGACUGGAGGAUUUUUGACUGAUAAACAAGCUUCUUAUGGGUGGAUGUUUAAACUCAGUGAAUGGGCCCAUGUUUCAUCUUAUGACGUUGGUUUAAAUUCUGGAUCGAGUGCUAACCAUAUUGUGGUAUUUGAUCGGAGGACAAAGAGACUGGUGGAAGAACUAAUAGAUGAAAAGAUUGUGUUGUCAAUGAGAGCCAUUUACCAAUCAAAACUAGGGCUUGGCCUCCUGGAUACAGGGGCAAAGGAUAUCUUGCAGAGCCUCUCUGAAAAGCAGGGGAAGAAAAUGAACUCAGUGGAAUCUGCUAAAGAUAUACCAAAAUUUGUCGAGUUUUUUAAGGAUCAAAUCAAUUUGGCUGAAGUCAAGCACCCUUUGGAACAUUUUAAGACGUUUAAUGAAUUUUUUGUGAGAGAGUUAAAGCCUGGAGCAAGACCCAUUGCCUACAUGGAACGUGAUGAUGUUGCCAUAUCUGCUGCAGAUAGCCGUCUUAUGGCAUUCAAAUCUGUUGAUGAAAGUCUGAGAUUUUGGAUUAAGGGUCGAAAAUUUUCAAUUCAAGGGCUUUUGGGGAAAGAUCAAUGUUCCAAUGCUUUCAUCAAUGGAACAUUGGUAAUAUUUCGUUUGGCACCGCAGGAUUAUCAUCGUUUCCAUUUUCCUGUUUCUGGAACUAUUCAACAGUUUGUACAUAUACCUGGAUGUUUAUAUACGGUUAACCCCAUAGCUGUGAAUAGCAAGUAUUGUAAUGUUUUCACUGAGAAUAAGCGAGUAGUAUCAAUUCUAUCAACUGCUGAAUUUGGAAAGGUGGCUUUUGUUGCCAUUGGUGCAACUAUGGUUGGCAGCAUUACCUUUUCAAAGAAGGAGGGUGACCAUGUUAAGAAAGGAGAAGAGUUUGGCUAUUUCUCAUUUGGUGGAAGCACUGUAAUCUGCGUCUUUGAAAAGGAUGCUAUUGAGAUAGAUGAGGACCUCCUAGCAAAUAGUGCCAGAUCACUAGAGACCUUGGUUACUGUUGGGAUGAAGUUAGGUGUCUCCAAGAAACUAGCCAAUAUUGGGUUGCCAAACAUAGAAAAAUGUGUGUUGCAAGAUUGA